Pristis pectinata (smalltooth sawfish) is the source of this 2152-nucleotide messenger RNA. RefSeq names its product cytosolic arginine sensor for mTORC1 subunit 2-like. The record is from RefSeq and is a predicted model, not a curated record. Gene Ontology annotation, molecular function: arginine binding. Gene Ontology annotation, cellular component: cytosol. Bases 233 to 1219 code for a protein of 328 amino acids. The transcript has 9 exons. Gene Ontology annotation, biological process: cellular response to L-arginine; negative regulation of TORC1 signaling. Lineage: Eukaryota; Metazoa; Chordata; Chondrichthyes; Rhinopristiformes; Pristidae.
UGAGACAUUGCCUGUUUAAAUGGUAAACGCGAGGCAGCUUGGAAUAGCAGCUUUAUAGAGGAUUGGACUCAGUUUUUGUCUGAUGCAACAGCGCUUGUAUCUGUCACAGCUCUCGUCGACCAUUUACUGUGUGUGUUUUUUGGGUUGGAAAAAUAGGAAAUUCCAAGUAAACUGAUGCCAUUUGGGCGGGCGGAGCGCACUCCUUCCUACGGCUUCAGUGUGCGUGAAAGAGAUGGACCUUCACAUCCUGGAGCAUCGGCUCCGGGUCACCAGCCUCAGUAAAGCUGGGCUGGAGCGCUACACGCACGGCCUCAUCAAGCUGGUCUUCCUGCGGGACAGGACAAGGUGCAAGUUUUUCAGCCUGACAGAGAUGACUGAUGACUAUACAUUGGUAUUAGAUGAAGAGGGAUUUAAAGAGUUGCCUCAAACAGACUUCCUGCAAGUAGGAGAAGCAAUCUGGCUGGCACUAAAUGUUGUGUCCAAUGGUCAUUCUUCAACCAGCUCGCAGACAAUCGGAGUGACAAAGAUAGCAAAAUCCGUGAUUGCUCCACUAGCUCAACAUAACGUUUCGGUGUUUAUGUUAUCGACCUAUCAGACUGACUUCAUAAUGGUGAGGGAGAGUGAUUUACCAGCAGUCAUUUGCACCCUGUCUGAAGAAUUCAGUAUUUACAAGGAGGAAAAUGGUGAAUCAGUCCCAGUCGAUGGUGGCUGUGUUACAAAUGGCUUUAUAAAACCAAAAAACGCUGCCAGCCCCACAGUUCACCCAGUGCUAAGUCCCAAGAACCAGUUUUGUGUCAUGAGCUUGGACCCAGAUAUGCUUCCUACCAUUGCCACUAUUCUCAUGGAUGUCAUGUUUUAUUCUGCAAGUUUGAAAGCUCGACCUGCGGAUCAGGAUCUUGACUACAUUCGUUUCUUUUCUUUUUCUUUGAUUGACGGCUAUAUUUCCAUUGUGGUUGAUACCCAGACGCAGAAGCGAUUCCCCAGCAACCUGCUCCUCACAAGUGCUUCGAGUGAGUUAUGGAGGAUGGUGCGAAUAGGUGGUCAGCCCCUGGGAUUUGAUGAAUGUGGGAUUGUUGCACAGAUCUCUGAGCCUUUAGCAAAUGCUGACAUUUCUGCUUACUACAUCAGCACCUUCAACUUUGACCAUGCCCUGGUGCCUGAAGAAGACAUUGAUAAUGUGAUCACAAUGCUGCAGAGACGUCAGAACAGUGACAGAUAGCAGGCGUCCUCCGAUUCGGUGUUUGCAGUGGCUUCAUCAUCAAGUUGAUGAAUGAAGUUUGAAGACCAGGAAUUGUUCUCUCCAAGAAGUCUAAACAGAUACUUACGCCAACAAUUUUCUGCAGUAUUUAGUAGCUAAGCAAUUUGUUUAGAAUAGGAUUAGCUAAUUUUCUUCAGGAAAAUCUGUUUACUACUUCAAUGAUUGAACUGUGUGAAGUUCUGGCAAUUUUUAAUUAUUGUUUGCACUUACACCUUGAAUGUGCAGAUGGUCUUAUUUUAGAAGGCCUGCAGAGUUGCCCCAAAUAUCACUUAAGGGCAAACUGAGUCUAUUGAAAUAGGUAAAAGGCUGUGCAAUGUAAGUAAGGUACAGGCUUAAAAUAUUUGUUACAUGCCUCUGACCCAGUGGUUUCUGCAGAAAAGUGGAGUUGGGUGUGAUGAGGCUCCUAGGUUUACUCUGGUAUGCUAUUGGAUUAAUUUUUGUUUAUUUUUCUUUUAGCCCUAAGUUUGUCUUUAACAGACCAUAUUGUUAAUUUUCCGCACAUUUUAUUUAAUUACACAUGGUCGUGAAUUGUUUUCAUACGCUUGCAGUUAUGGCACUCCAAGAUGUGCAUUCUGUGUAGAUCUUUCACCACUACAAUGAACUUCUGUUUUCUCAGGAUGAAAGAGGAGUGUGGAGUACAGAGACUGUCAUUUCCAAAUAGUCUCUUUUUUUUUAGACUUCAUUGGUUUUACUUGGAGUGUGGACUGGUGUUUUAGCCACACAGGGUGCUGAAGCCUGAUGGAAUGUUGUUAGGUUUUCUGUAGGUUCAGGAACUGAUGGAGUGUGUGGCCCCGUAAUUGGGAUCUAAAGUGCUGGACAGACCUCUGGCUGGAAAAUGUAAACUGAUAUUUGGGAUUAAGUCUUAUUAAAAUAAGAAUCCAUUUACUAAAGAAA